Messenger RNA from Lycium barbarum (goji berry), 2073 nucleotides. Its product is annotated as cysteine-rich receptor-like protein kinase 46. The transcript is spliced from 8 exons. Gene Ontology annotation, molecular function: ATP binding; protein kinase activity. Gene Ontology annotation, biological process: protein phosphorylation. The record is from RefSeq and is a predicted model, not a curated record. Lineage: Eukaryota; Viridiplantae; Streptophyta; Magnoliopsida; Solanales; Solanaceae. Bases 1 to 2073 code for a protein of 690 amino acids.
AUGGCUAAUGUCGUUGUUUUGUCCUUAAUCAUCCUCCUCUCCAGCUUUCUCAUUCUUCCAGCUAUCGCAAAUCCCCGAAUCGAGCUCGUCUAUAAAUUCUGCGGUGUAGAUCAUGCAGACAAUGUUUCAGAAUUCAAUGAAAACUACGCUAAUGCAAUCGUAGCCAUGGAAUCUGACAUGAAAGCCAAUAAAUUUUCCAUUUAUGGAGAAGGGUUGUCUCCGAAUAGAAUUUACGUGUUGGCUCAAUGCAUGGAUGAUCUUUCCAAGGAAGAUUGUGAUAUUUGUUUUUCCACCAUUAAAACACAAUUGCCUGGUUGUUUUCCUCAUAGUAGUGGUCGUGUUUUUUUCGAUGGUUGCUUCAUGAGAUUCGAGAAUUAUAGCUUUUUUUAUGAAUCUUCUUCUCCUCAUGAUGUCAAAAGAUGCAGUGAUGCAGUGAACUUGAAGAAUGAUCAAUUUAGGGAUUUGACAACCAAAGUCGUUAAGGAUGUGGUUAACAUGGCCCCAAUUCAUGGUGGCUAUGCGGAAGGACGAAGGAAUGCACAUGGUUUGUCAGUUUAUGGCAUGGCUAACUGCUGGAAUACUUUGGACGAAAAAUCAUGUGCUGAUUGCCUAUUAAACGCAAGCACAGCUGUUCUUAAUUGUUUGCCAUCCAUUGAGGCACGCUCCCUUAGCGUCGGCUGCUAUUUUCGUUACUCAGAGUAUGAAUCUAGCGAUGGUUCUAAUUUCUUACGUAAUACUAAAGGAGCUAUUUUCAUGUACCUUGCAUUUAUUCUUGUUGCUGUUGGUGUAUGCAUAGUCGCUAUUCUGGUUGGAUAUAUUGUGGGGACAACUCUACAUGAAAAACGAGUGAAACAUCAGACGAAACAUAAUGGUAAUUCAUCGGAUCUUGAGUCAUCAGUUAUGAAGAGGAGCCUGCAUUUCAAAUAUUCAACACUAGAGAAAUCCACAGACAACUUCAGUGAAGAACGCAAGAUUGGCCAAGGUGGAUUUGGUGAAGUCUUUAAAGGGACUUUGCCAGAUGGUAGAGAAAUUGCUAUCAAGCGGAUGUUUUUAACUACAAAAAUUCGGAAUGAAGAGAUAUCCAAUGAAAUAGACGUUAUCGGGGAAGCCCAACACCAGAAUUUGGUUCGCUUCCUUGGUUGUUGUUUCACUGAUGAUGACAGCUUUCUUGUCUAUGAGUAUCUGGAAAAUAAAAGCCUUGAUCUUAUCUUAUUUGAUCCAAAGAAGAAGGAAGAAUUGGAUUGGAAGAAAAGGCUUAGGAUAAUCGAGGGGACAGCUGAAGGUUUGGAAUACCUUCACAACGACUGCCAAGUUCGAAUCAUUCAUAGAGACAUCAAACCUAGUAACAUCUUACUAGACUCAAAAUAUCGUCCCAAAAUUGCAGAUUUUGGUCUCGCCAGGUUUAAUAUCAGGGAAAAAGGAAGUGCACCUCUUGUCAUUGCAGGCACAUUCGGAUACAUGGCUCCCGAGUACCUUGCUCAAGGACAAUUAACAGACAAAGUGGAUGUUUAUAGCUUUGGAGUUCUUAUCCUAGAAAUAGUAAGCGGACGGGAGAUAAACAAAUUUCCAGCUGAUGACACUCUAGACACCAUUGUAACCAUUGUAAUUUCCCUCACAACACUGUCUGUCGGAUUUACUUCUAGAGUUGUAAAAAAAUAUUUACACAAUCAGGUUAUUUAUAAGGCUUGGAAACAUUUCAAGGAGAAAAGGGCAUCUCGAAUAAUAGAUUUGAGCAUGGAGAUAGAAGAUGUGGAUGAAGUACUAAGGGUAGUUCAAAUUGCCCUGCUAUGUACUCAAGAGUCACCUAUUAUGCGUCCAGAUAUGACAACAAUUAUUAAACUACUUACACAAGAAAAAAUAGAAGUGCCCGUUCCAUCAAAGCCUCCUUUCAUUGAGGAUUCAUUUCAUGGUUCUGAACGAGAUGGCUCUAUUAUUCAUCGGCUUCAUCCCUCUGGAUCAUCAGUUGAUUCUUGCAGAUAUUAUGACACUCAACAAGAUAAUGGCUCUUCUCAUCGGCAUCAUCCCUCUGCAUCGAUUGAUUCUUAUUAUGACACGGAAAGUGUUUUAGGAUGA